CACCCAAAUUUCUGGCGCGCAAUUUCCUUUCAUUCUUCUUUUUCAACCGCCAAAAAACAACCGGUAUGUGUCCGACGGGAACCUCCCUCUCUCCGGCUACGAAAGCGGCCGAUUUACGAUCCGCAUUUGAGAUCUUAGACGUGGACCAUGACGGAAAAAUCAGCCACGAGGAUCUGAAGACAUUUUACACAGACGCAAGCGAUGACGUAAUCGGCACGAUGAUGACGGUGGCCGAUUCGAACAAGAACGGUUACGUAGAAUACGAGGAGUUCGAGAAGGUUGUGAAGGAGAAUAAUAGGGAGGGCGGUGUGAUGGAGGAUGUGUUUAAUGAUAUGGAUAGAGACGGUGACGGAAAGGUAGGGCAUGAAGACCUGAGGAGUUAUCUUAGCUCGGCUGGAAUCCAAGUCAACGACGAUGAUAUCAAGGCAAUGGUUCGUUUAGGCAGCGGAGGAGGAGGAGAUACUGAUGAUGGUGUCACGUUUGAAGGAUUUCUCAGAAUAUUAUUAUUGGCUGCAGUUUGAAUGCCUCUUCUCUACUUAUUGUUUUGAUUUUGUAUCCCCUAAAUUUGGGAUGAGGUUUUGCAAAAUAUUUUUUUGAUUGUGAUGUAGAAUUCAGGUCAGGUCAGCUCCCAUUUUGUUUUUGUGAUUCGGAAAUUAAUAUAAAUAAAUGAUUUGCUUUCGUUUUCUUC
Messenger RNA from Helianthus annuus (common sunflower), 688 nucleotides. RefSeq names its product calcium-binding protein CP1. The record is from RefSeq and is a predicted model, not a curated record. NCBI's taxonomy places the organism in Eukaryota, Viridiplantae, Streptophyta, Magnoliopsida, Asterales, Asteraceae. The transcript has a single exon. Bases 66 to 521 code for a protein of 151 amino acids. Gene Ontology annotation, molecular function: calcium ion binding.